AUGCCGAAACGAUCGGGUACCGCAUGGAAGCCACCAUAUGUGGAAGAUGUGGCUCGAGGAAACCCACAUGCCCAAGAGCAACUAUUAGCCUACUUGAAACGAUUUGGGUACUACCAAAACGAACGGGAGGGAACGCUGCAGGCCAUCGAAGCGGGUGUCCGCAACUUUCAGCAAAGCCAUCGACUACCUGAGACAGGAGUCUUUGAGCCUACUAUGUUUGAGUUACUGGGACGGCCGCGCUGCGGUGUGCCCGAUAAUGGCAUAUCAUUCGGAUUUGUUCUCGGAGAGUCAAGAUGGCAGCACACCAAUUUAACCUUCGCCUUCGACAAUUUUACCGCCGACAUCAGUGAGCAGCAAGCGAGAAGGGAAAUUCUGGACGCUCUGGCGGAUUGGUCGAAUGUGACGCCUCUGACUUUCGCUGAGCUACCCUCCACGCAGCCCGCUGAUUUACGAUUCAUGUGGGCUAGUGGCAAUCAUGCAAAUGAACCAGUCGAAAAAGACUUUGACGGGUUGGGUGGAGUGCUCGCACAUGCUUUUUUCCCUCCACCAUCAGGUGGCACGCUUGCCGGACAAAUCCAUUUCGAUGAGGACGAGUUGUGGACAGCAACUGGGCUGCGGAAUGCAGCCCUUCACGAAAUUGGCCAUGCACUUGGCCUAAAUCACUCACCAGAUAAUCUGUCUGUAAUGAGCGCGUUUGUCAACACGCUAGCCAUCAAGCCACUCACGAUGGACGAUAUCGUUGGCGUCCAGUCACUCUAUGGCCAAAGGCCUGUUGGGCCGUUUACUUCUGUUUUUGACAGUGGAGGACAUGGCAUGCCGUCUUUCGAUCUCAUGUCAGACUUCGACCGUGCCUUUGCUUUCGAUUUCGACCACAGUGGAGCGAUGGAUCACUUAGUCAUGUAUCGCCCAGGGCAGCAGGGGCUGAUCACCAUCGUCAAAAAGCAGAGCGACGGUUCGUUCACAGCGGUGUAUACUUCCGAUGCCAUCGGUGGAUACAAAAUGCCGUCCAAUUUGAAUACAGACCAGGCGUUUGCCUUCGACUACGAUCAUAGCGGGUUGCUGGAUCACAUCUGCCUUUACCGUCCAGGACAAGGGAAAUUCUGGAUCAUCGCACAUGAUACAGUAGAUACAUGGCGGGCUGUCUACAACAACGAUGGGACCGGGAUUGGUGGACUAAACUUCAAUCUCGUUCAGGACCGAGCAUUCGCUUUCGACUUCGAGCACAUUGGAGCCCAAGACCACCUGUUCCUUUUCCGGAACGGCUCGGUUGGUGGGAUCCGUAUCCUCAAGAACGACGUAGGUACAUUCAGGGUCGCAUACAACUCAAACAAUGGGUUUCCUGGGUCUGCCACUAUCUACAACCACGUCGCAGUGCCCUUUGACUUCAACCACUCUGGUCUUAUGGACCACGUCAUCAUCUAUCUCCCCGGUAGCCACACCGAUCCGUCGUUCCGCAAAAUCGAAAUCUUCAGGAAUGAUAAUGGCACAUUCAAGCCGGUGCUACAGAAUCCCGACCUGGCCGAUGGCAUCGCAGGCUACAAACUCUUGUCUGUUAACAUUCAGAUGCUAGCUUUUGAUCUCGAUGGCAAUGGGAAAACAGACUAUCUCCUCAUCUAUGACCCGGGUAGUGGCCAGAUUAUCAUCGCAAACCAUAGGGGGAACGAUUUUGUGCGCGCAUACGACCAGGGUGGGUUCGCGGGAGGAGGAAUCGGUAAAUUUGAUCUGAAAGAUCCUCGGGACCGAAUCGUGGCGUUUGAUUAUGACUCCAAGGGGACUCUUGACUAUCUCGUGUGUCUUCGGCCUGGGACAGGAGAUUUGAGGAUUCUGAAGAACGAAAGGACUGUUGUGUAG
This is a messenger RNA of Aspergillus fischeri NRRL 181, 1851 nucleotides long. Its product is annotated as matrix metalloproteinase. NCBI's taxonomy places the organism in Eukaryota, Fungi, Ascomycota, Eurotiomycetes, Eurotiales, Aspergillaceae. Gene Ontology annotation, molecular function: metalloendopeptidase activity; zinc ion binding. The coding region runs from base 1 to 1851 and encodes 616 amino acids. The transcript has a single exon. The record is from RefSeq and is a predicted model, not a curated record. Gene Ontology annotation, cellular component: extracellular matrix. Gene Ontology annotation, biological process: proteolysis.